Sardina pilchardus (European sardine) is the source of this 3513-nucleotide messenger RNA. RefSeq names its product phospholipase D1. The transcript has 27 exons. The coding region runs from base 82 to 3450 and encodes 1122 amino acids. The record is from RefSeq and is a predicted model, not a curated record. Gene Ontology annotation, cellular component: plasma membrane region; intracellular membrane-bounded organelle. Gene Ontology annotation, molecular function: phosphatidylinositol binding; D-type glycerophospholipase activity. NCBI's taxonomy places the organism in Eukaryota, Metazoa, Chordata, Actinopteri, Clupeiformes, Clupeidae. Gene Ontology annotation, biological process: regulation of microvillus assembly; intracellular signal transduction; phosphatidic acid biosynthetic process.
GAGGGACUGUGUGACUGCUUGCUGGAAUACAUUACACAUAAAGUCACAGAUAAGAUGGGUGCGUGUGUGUGAGGGGGCAGGAUGCUGACGCAGAGGUCCAGACAGAGGCCUCCCCCGCUGGAGCGGCUGGAGUCGGUCAUGAGCCAGUUCUCGGACAGCCUGGACCAGUAUGACCUGCCGGACGACACCGACGAGCUGGACCUUGGCUGCCAUGCCGACCACUGCGAUGGAAAACAGAUGGAGUCCGGGAGCAUUCCUUUUCCUACCAUAUACAACUUCCUCCCCUUCAAGUCCAUGGACAGCGCUGUGUUUGUGGAGGAGAUGCAUGUGUUAGUGCAAGUGACGGAAGUGGAGCGCUUCACCUGCACAAGGGUGUUGAACCCUAACCUGUACACCAUUGAGCUGAGCCAUGGAGAGUUCACCUGGAAGAUCAAGCGGCGCUUCAAACACUUCCAGGCCCUCCAUCAGGAGCUGCUCAAGUUCAGGGCCCUGCUCAAGAUCCCUCUGCCAAGCCGCAUACACUCGGUGAAACGGAGAUCGUUCAAAGGCCACAAGCGCUUCCAGGGAGGCCAUAUUCCCACGCUGCCUCGGAGGCCCGAUGCCCUGGUCAAGGAGGAGCAGCUCGUCAGCAGGAAGAUGCAGCUAGAGGACUAUCUGAGGAACAUAUUGAAGAGGUCUUUGUAUCGGAAUCAUCCAGCAACACUUGAAUUCCUGGAAGUGAGUCAGAUCUCAUUUAUCCAGGACCUGGGACCAAAGGGAAUCGAAGGCCUGAUAUUGAAGAAGUCCGGGGGCAAUACGUUUCCUGUGUGUUACUGGUGUGGCUCCAACAGCGUAUGUUAUCGCUGGUCCAAAAGAUGGCUGGUGGUGAAAGACUCUUUUCUGCUCUACAUGAGGCCUGAGGACGGCCAGGUGGGGACCGUGAUCCUCUACGAUAAGGGCUUCCACAUCAAAAUCGGCACCCGCGAGACCGGAGUCAGGCACGGGGUAACCAUCGAGAACCUCUGCAGGGCGCUCACCAUCAAGUGCUCCACGUACAGGCAGGCCCGUUGGUGGGGUCACUCCAUCGACGAGUUUGCGCAGAGGUACGGGCAGGACUUCCUCAGGGAGAACCGACACGGUUCCUUCGCCCCUGUCAGAGAGAACACCACGACUCAGUGGUUCGUCAAUGCCGCUGGUUACUUUGACGCCAUCGCAGAUGCCCUAGAAGGUGCCAAAGAGGAGAUCUUCAUCACAGCCUGGUGGUUGAGUCCAGAAAUCUUCCUGAAGAGGCCUGUUGUGGACGGCAACUCCUGGAGAUUAGACUGUGUCUUAAAACGCAAAGCGGAACAAGGCGUGAACAUCUGCGUUCUCCUCUACAAAGAGGUGGAGGUCAUCCUGGGCCUAAACAGCGACUACACCAAGAGGACCCUGACUGGCCUUCACUCCAACAUCAGGGUCAUCCGGCACCCGGACCACGUGCCCUCGGCGGCCUUGCUGUGGGCCCACCACGAGAAGACGGUGGUGGUGGACCAGUCGCUGGCCUUCCUCGGGGGCAUCGACCUGGCCUACGGCCGCUGGGACGACUCCCAGCACCGGCUCACCGACGUGGGCAGCGUGCGGAGGAGCCCCCAGCCCAGCCCUGCCCUCUCGCCCACCCACACCAACACCAACCGGCUCUCCACAGGGACACUCGGGGACCGGGACGAGGAGCUGAGGGACGGCCUGGUGCUGGUGGGGGGAGCGGUGCCCGACACGUGGACAGGAGAGCCAGGAGCGGAGCAGGAGUCCGGUGGAGAGGGCAGCACUGGGGCAGGAGCAGGAGGCGCUGUAGGAGCAGGAGGUGCUGUAGGAGCAGGAGGUGGAGCAGGAGGAGGUGCAGGAGUUUGGGUGGAGGAGUUGAGUUUGAGGGUGCCCAGUCGCCUCCAGAGGUUCCCCUCAGAGGAGCACAGCAGCAGGAGCGGCCCGGAGGGAGCAGAGAGCAAGGCGGUGAGUGUGCGGGCUGGCGUGAUGUGCAGGCCGGUGCCUCCCAGAGACUGGUACAGUAAGAGUCUGUCUCUGCGCUCCAGCGAGUCCGGCUCCCUGGGCCUGGGUCUGCCCCACUCCCUCCCCCUGCCACAUGAGACCAGCUCAAUGAGAAGCUAUAUCAGCAAUAAUGAGCUUUUCGGGGAGACCAGAUUCUGGCAUGGCAAAGACUACUGCAACUUCAUCCUCAAAGACUGGGUCAAGCUCAAUAAGCCAUUUGAUGACUUCAUUGACAGGUACAAAACACCGCGAAUGCCGUGGCAUGAUAUUGGAGUCGCGGUGCAUGGAAAGGCGGCGAGAGACAUCGCCAGACAUUUCAUCCAGAGAUGGAAUUUCACCAAGUUGGUGAAGAAGCGGUCAGGGGCCACCUGCUACCCGUGUCUGAUGCCCAAGUCCCUGUCCGCCCCCAUGGAGCCGCCCCCCUACAGAGGCCGACACACACGGGCCAGCGUGCAGGUACUGAGGUCAGUGUGCCAGUGGUCCAUCGGCACCAAGGUGCACGAAGAGUCCAUUCACCUGGCCUACAUCUCAGCCAUACAGAACAGCAAGCACUUCAUCUACAUCGAGAACCAGUUCUUCAUCAGCUGUGCCGACAAAAGCAUCCACAACAGCAUUGGAGACGCCCUCACGGAGAGAAUCCUCCGAGCAUACAGGGAGAAGAGGAGGUUCAGGGUGUACGUGGUGAUGCCGCUGCUGCCAGGCUUCGAGGGAGACAUCUCAUCAGGGGGGGGCCAGGCCAUCAAGGCAAUCAUGUACUUUAAUUACAGGACUAUGUGUCGCGGUGAGCACUCCAUCAUGGAGAGACUCAAACGUGUGAUGUCUGACUGCUGGAUCAACUAUAUCUCCUUCUGUGGUCUUCGCACCCACGCUGACCUGGACGGCAGGCUGGUCACUGAGCUAAUCUACGUGCACAGCAAGCUCAUGAUUGUGGACGACUGCACUGUCAUCAUAGGCUCGGCCAACAUCAAUGACCGCAGCAUGCUGGGGAAGCGGGACAGUGAGAUGGCCAUAGUGGUGGAGGACUCGGAGUUCCAGCCCUCCGUCAUGGAUGGAGAGACAUUCCAGGCGGGCAAGUUGGCUCUGUCCCUGCGAGAGGAGUGCUUCAGGCUGGUGCUAGGGUUGCUGGGGGACUACAGUGUGGAUAUCAGUGAUCCAGUCUGUGAGAGGUUCUAUAAAGAGAUAUGGAUGGUGACGGCAGCCAAGAAUGCCAGUGUGUAUGACAAGGUGUUCCGGUGCCUGCCCACAGAUGCAGUGCUGAACUACAGGAUCUUGAGGGAGUACAUGUCCCGGCCCUGCCUGGCCCACGAGGACCCAUCGCUGGCCUGCGACGAGCUUCGCAAGGUCCGCGGCUUCCUGGUGCAGUUCCCCUUCUACUUCCUGUCUGAGGAGAACCUCUUCCCCUCCAUCAACUCCAAAGAGGGCAUGAUGCCCAUGGAGCUGUGGACAUAGCAUCAUGGGAAAUGUAGUCCUUUGAUGGGUUCAGUAAUGUUACGUUGCGCACUGCCAGGAGAA